AUGGCGCCUUCCGGAGAUUUGCCGAUGGGCAUCGAACAGGCAUUCACGUUCCAUUUCCCUGAUGCCAUCGGAGGCCUCGAAGUAAAACUGGAAGAAGCGGAUUCCUUGGAUGAAUCUGAUUGGUCUAUGAACCUGGAAGUGACUCUCGCUGACUGCAUGCUCGAACUGAUGAGCACGAACACGAACCAAGUCUCCGUCCUCUGGCUCAGCAUCAGAUUCCUCCGCCGUUUCUGGAGACGCUUAAAGAUGGGUGGACCGUCCCCCUGGGAGCAGCUCUACCACAUGCUGAAGAAGGACCAGAGCAACUGCAAAGACGACGAAGUGAAGUCGCCGGCGGAACUGAUCAGCAUCAUUGAAGAGAACAUGACCGAACCGUCAAUGUUGAUGGACCAUUCCGAACUUGAUGACCUCGCAGCAGAUCUCGGCUGGGAUAAGACCUUCAUCCUGCCGCCGGCUCUGCUUGGCAGAGACGCAUAA
Anthostomella pinea is the source of this 477-nucleotide messenger RNA. The record is from the annotation of a GenBank genome assembly. Lineage: Eukaryota; Fungi; Ascomycota; Sordariomycetes; Xylariales; Xylariaceae.